UUAUGUUAGAGCUGCAUGGCAUUUUUCACCCUGCCGUGUUCCCUUGCCAGACUUAUGUGACUGCCAGUUAUCUGGCAGCCAUUCUCUGUCGGCCACGAGGCAGGUGUUCACCGUGCAUCUUCCACUCACCCCAUGAUGUUCCGGAAGUAAACUUUGGUUGUCUUUCAUUGGCCAGAGGAAUUGAUUGUUGGUGUGGAUCAAAAGAUAAGGAGGCACCAUCUAAGCAGAGCAUUUCUGUACAAAGAGAGUCUCAGAACACGACUCCUAGGGCAGCUGUUUCUCCUAAGAAGGCUCACCCCUGUGAAAUGUGUGGCCUCAUCUUUGGGGAUGUUUUUCACUUUGUUGACCACCAGGAAACUCAUCAGAAGCAGAAGCUGAACGGGAGUGGGGCAUGUGGAAAAAACUUGGAUGACACUGCAAACCUUAAUCAGCACCAGAAGCAGCAUAUUGGAGAGAAAUUCUGCAGAAAGAGUAUCAGAGAAGCAUCGUUUGUAAAGAAACGUAAGCUCAGGGUGUCACAGGAGCCAUUUGUCUUCCAUGAGUUUGGGGAGAACGUUCUGCCCAGUUCAGGAUUAUGCCAACAAGAAGCCUCUUAUCCUGUAGAGAAGACAGACAGUGAAACUAAGCAUGGCCCACCCUUUCAGGAGGGCAAAACUAAUUCCGGGUGUGGAAAACGCACAAAAGCCUUCAGCACCAAACACUCAGUUAUUCCACACCAGAAACUUUUCACUAGAGAUGGAUGUUAUGUGUGCAGUGAUUGUGGAAAAUCCUUUAGCAGAUAUGUCAGCUUCAGCAAACAUCAGCGAGAUCACACUGAAAAAGGACCUUAUGAGUGUGGAGAGUGUGGGAAAUCUUAUAGUCAAAAGAGCAGCCUCAUUCAACAUCAGCAAGUUCACACUGGAAAGACAGCUUAUCCCUGUGGGGAGUGUGAGAAAUCUUUUAGUCAGAAGGACAGCCUUAACCAUCAGCAUGUUCACACUGGAGAAGGGCCUUAUGAGUGUGGAGAAUGUGGGAAGUCUUUUGGUCAAAAGGGUAAAUUCAUUCAACAUCAGCGAGGUCACACUGGAGAGACAGCUUAUCACUGUGGGGAAUGUGGGAAAUCUUUUCGUCAGAAGUUCUGCUUUAUUAACCAUCAGCAUGUUCACACUGGAGAAAGGCCUUACAAGUGUGGAGAAUGUGGGAAAUCUUUUGGUCAGAAGGGCAACCUCAUUCAACAUCAGCGAGGUCACACUGGAGAGUGCAAGGAGUGUGGAAAAUUGUUUAGGUACAGAUCCCACCUCACUGAACACCAGAGACUUCACACUGGGGAAAGACCUUACAAUUGUAGGGAAUGUGGGAAAUUAUUUAACAGGAAGUAUCAUCUUCUUGUUCAUGAGAGGGUUCACACUGGAGAAAGGCUGUAUGAGUGUGAGGUAUGUGGGAAAUUAUUUGGCAAUAAGCACAGCAUGACUAUACAUCAGAGGAUUCACACUGGCGAAAGGCCAUAUGAAUGCAGAGAAUUCACACUGGAGAAAGGCCUUAUGAACGCACCAAAUGUGGAAAAAGAAUUCAGCGAAGCUCUACCCUCCAUCAUCAGAGUUCACACAGGAGAAAGGCCUUAUGAGUGCAGUGAAUGUGGGAAAUCCUUCACUGAAACAUCCAGUCUCAUUAAACACAGGAGAGUGCAUACUGGAGAAAGGACUUGA
Messenger RNA from Rhinopithecus roxellana (golden snub-nosed monkey), 1685 nucleotides. RefSeq names its product zinc finger protein 587. The transcript is spliced from 4 exons. The coding region runs from base 3 to 1685 and encodes 560 amino acids. The record is from RefSeq and is a predicted model, not a curated record. Lineage: Eukaryota; Metazoa; Chordata; Mammalia; Primates; Cercopithecidae.